UGUCUUUACUCGGUGAGUGAUAUUGACCAGUGGACAUUUGACAUCGGCUCAAUAAACAAUAGCUUCUCCAUUACAAUGCAAUUUGUUAAAACUUUAGCAAUUUUGCUAGCCUGCGUUUGCAGCAUUUUAAAUGCAGCUCCGCAGCAGAAAUGGGUGAGAGAUAUUGAGGAGACUCCUGGUCUUUUCGAGGGGGACAUAAUUCUUCCCCCUUCCAUCGAAAAUGGACUAAUUGACGAGGUUUACAGAUGGCCAAAUGCCACUGUGGUCUACGAACUCGACCCAACCUUCAUGGUAGAUGAGCUGGCAAAGAUUUAUGCCGGAUGGGCAGAAAUUACCAACACUACGUGCAUCAAAUUCAGGCCAAAAGGACCCUCCGACACCAAUUACGUAAUGGUUCGAAGAGGAGCAGAAGGAACUGGGUGUUCAUCCUCAGUCGGGAUGAGGGGAGGACAACAAGGAAUGAAUCUUGAGGCUCCAUCCUGUACAAAUCGACACGGAACAAUCAUUCAUGAAAUGCUUCAUGCUAUCGGAUUUUAUCACGAGCAAUCGCGACCGGACAGAGACGACUAUCUAACCGUCGUUUGGGACAAGAUUGAGCCUGGAAAAGAACACAAUUUUAAUAAGUACCCAGAAGACACGGUCACCACAUUAGGGGCUCCCUACGACUAUGGUAGUGUUCUUCACUACAGUGCUCGAGGAUUUUCAAUUGACGGGAAUGAUACUCUCGUGCCCAAGAUUCCUGGAGUUACAAUUGGUCAAAGACUCCAAAUCAGCCAGCUGGAUGCUGGAAAAGUUCGGCUAAUGUAUAAUUGUCCGGAUGAAUGGUGAAGCUUUACAAAAAAUUAAAAUUAUACCGUUAUAAUAAUAAACCGUUGUGAACAAACAUAAAGAAGUUGAA
Molecule: messenger RNA, 898 nt
Organism: Folsomia candida
Lineage: Eukaryota; Metazoa; Arthropoda; Collembola; Entomobryomorpha; Isotomidae
Product: zinc metalloproteinase nas-14
Exons: 4
Coding region: 76-828 (250 amino acids)
Biological process (GO): proteolysis
Molecular function (GO): zinc ion binding; metalloendopeptidase activity
Source: RefSeq, a predicted model, not a curated record